Molecule: messenger RNA, 1413 nt
Organism: Aureococcus anophagefferens
Lineage: Eukaryota; Pelagophyceae; Pelagomonadales; Pelagomonadaceae
Exons: 2
Coding region: 1-1413 (470 amino acids)
Source: RefSeq, a predicted model, not a curated record
AUGCUCGCGGAGCUGCGCGAGACGGCCAUCCGGCGCCUCGGCGAGCUCCUCGACGCGGCGCCGGACGUCGCGGACCAGAUCGCGGCCCUCGAGCGCGCCGGCGUCGCCCCGGAGAAGCUCUUCGCCGCCGCGCUCAAGCGGCGCGGCGCGGCGCCGGCGGCGCGGCCGCCGGCCCUCGACGGGAGCUGGGCCGCGGCCCUGCGCACGGGCCGCGUCGCGGCGUCGCUCCACUCGCUCGUCGUCGACAACGGCGCGGUCUACGGCUUCGGCUUCGACCCGCUCGGCGCGCCGCGGCGGGGCGCGCGCCACGCGCCGCGGGCCCUGCCCGGCCUCGCGGGCCGCGCCGUCUCCGCGGCGGCGGGCUGGGGGUUCUCCCUCGCGCUGACGGACGACGGCGCCGUCCACGGCGGCGGCCGCGGCUUUUCGCCGGGGUCGCUCGCGGCCGUCGCGGGCCUCGGCGCCGUCCGCGUCGCCAUGGUCGCCGCGGGCGCCGCCCACGCCCUCUGCCUCGACGACGCGGGGCGCGUCUGGAGCCUCGGCUGCGGCGACGACGGCCGCCUCGGCCGCGGGCCGGACCGCGACCCGGCGCCCGCGGUCGUCUGCCGUGCCCUCGCGGCGACGGCGGGCGGCCGGGUGUACAGCUGGGGCCACGCCGGCGCCGGCCGCCUCGGCCGCGGGCCGCCCGCGUGGCCCGAGGAGCCCGCGCCGAAGCCCGUCGCCGUCGCCGUCGCCGUCGCGGCCGUCGCCGCGGGCAAGUACCACUCCCUCGCCGUCGCCGCCGACGGGAGCCUCUACGCCUUCGGCGACAACUCCUACGGCCAGCUCGGCCUCGGCGGCGACGACGACGCCUUCGAGCCCGCGCGCGUCGACCUGCCGGCGGGCGCCGUCGUCGUCGCCGCGGCCGCGGGCGGCAGCCACUCCGUCGUCCUCCUCGAGGGCGGCGACGUCCUAGGCUUCGGCUCCAACGCCGACGGCCAGCUCGGGGAGCUCGAGGACGUCGAGGACGUCGAGAGCGACGGCGACGGCGAGGACGACGGCGACAGCGACGGCGCGGACGGCGAGGACGGCGCCUCGAGCGGCGACGACGCGAGCGACGCGUCCGACGACUCCGACGGUUCCGACGAGACCGCGGCCGAGGUCUGGACGCCGACGCGCAUCGCGGGCCUCUGCGGCCGCGGCGUCGUCGAGGUCGCGGCCGGCGGCGACGCGACGGGCGACGCCGGCCACACGCUCGCCGUGACCAAGGCCGGCGCCGUCUUCGCGCUCGGCGCGGGCCAGCACGGCCAGCUCGGCGCGGGCCUCCCCCGCGCCGCCACGCCCGUGCCCGUCGCCAUCCCGGCGGCCGCCGCGCCGCCGCGCGCGAGGCGCGGCCAGGCCUGGGCCGCGAAGCGCAAGACCAAGUCGAAGCAGUAA